This is a messenger RNA of Pangasianodon hypophthalmus (striped catfish), 1672 nucleotides long. It is a transcript of the gene sgms2a, whose product is annotated as sphingomyelin synthase 2a. Gene Ontology annotation, cellular component: Golgi membrane; endoplasmic reticulum membrane. The record is from RefSeq and is a predicted model, not a curated record. The transcript is spliced from 6 exons. Gene Ontology annotation, molecular function: sphingomyelin synthase activity; ceramide cholinephosphotransferase activity. Bases 454 to 1500 code for a protein of 348 amino acids. Gene Ontology annotation, biological process: ceramide biosynthetic process; sphingomyelin biosynthetic process. NCBI's taxonomy places the organism in Eukaryota, Metazoa, Chordata, Actinopteri, Siluriformes, Pangasiidae.
CCCAUCCAUUACCAUCUGUGUGCAUGUGGAAGACAUUUUCCCCUGCCAGCUUUCCACCACACAUGUCCCCAUCAGGGCAGAAGGGUGGAGGCUGGGGAAGCAUGCCACUCCGAGUUUGAGAGAGCGAGAAGGAUAAGGCUGGAGGAGGAGGACACACACACACACACAGAGACGCACACACACAUACGCAGGGACAUAAGCUACAGCUGGGAUUGCGUGUGACUCCAGGACAGAUCUGUGGUAUUCAGCAUUCAGAUGUCGUCGUCUGGAUGGUACAGUAAAAUUUCUCUCUUUUUUGGCUGAAUGUUUAAAAUAUCGCUGGAGCGCCACACCUGAAACCUCGAACCCUGAAGCCAUUCAUUUGCAGCAGUGACGUGGGCCGGUCUGGGGGAAGCAGCCACGCCUGGUGGAUCACAGUCUGUGUGUGAUUAGUGGGUAGCGUGUGGGGCUCUCAUGGCAUCAGCAGACCACCAAUGCGAGCGACACCCCACAGGUGCCCACCCACACAUCCACCCGCAAUGCCCUGUACACAGCCCUUCAGCAGAGGAAGUGAAGAACAGUGGCCUACGCAAGGGCUUGAGCAGACACAGAGACUAUGUGAAGAUCUCUGUACCUGAUGGCAAGGGCAAGCCUCCACCCAUGGAGUGGUGGAAGACGGUGAUUGCAUUCGUGUACGCAGCUUUUAACCUGGUGCUGACCACGGUGAUGAUCACAGUGGUGCACGAGAGAGUCCCAGAGAAAGACAGCAGCCCACCACUGCCGGAUAAGUUCUUCGACUAUGUAGACCGCGUGAAGUGGGCUUUCACAGUGACCGAGGUGAAUGGGAUGCUGCUGGUGGGGAUUUGGUCUAUACAAUGGCUCUUCCAUAGAUACCGGGCCAUCUUGGGCAGGAGGUUCUUCUUCCUAAUGGGCACUUUGUACCUGUAUCGCUGCGUCACCAUGUACAUCACCACUCUGCCCGUGCCUGGCAUGCACAUGACCUGUGCCCCAAAGCUCUAUGGAGACUCCCAGGCGAAACUACAGCGAGUUCUGCAGCUGAUGUCUGGAGCUGGCCUGUCCAUCACCGGUUCCCACAUCAUGUGCGGUGACUUCCUGUACAGCGGCCACACGGUCAUGCUCACCCUCACCUACCUGUUCAUCAAGGAGUACUCCCCCCGUUCGUUCUGGUGGUAUCACCUGCUCUGCUGGCUCCUGGCUGCAGUGGGUGCAGUGUGUAUCCUCGUGGCUCACGAACACUACAGCGUGGACGUGGUGGUGGCAUACUUCAUCACCUCCCGCCUCUUCUACUGGUACCACACCAUGGCCAAUGUACAGGCUCUAAAGUGUUCGCCCAACAACUACCUCACCCACACGUGGUGGAACCCCAUCUUCAACUUCCUGGAGCGUAAUGUGCAGUCGCAAGUGCCUUGUUCGUUCUGCUGGCCGCUGACGUGGCCUCCAGCCUGCCUGAAGAACCCGUGUAAAAAGUACUCCAUGGUGCAGAGCGUUCGCGAGGAGUGACUGUCACAUCUUCACCUCCACACUGUUACUUUUCUUUACAAAUACAUACAGAUCCUUUAUUUAUGAAUACCUGAAAUCUUGCAUAUCAAGAAUACCAAAGACUUUGUGAAGGGGUUGUGAGAAAUCAAUGGCUCAGGUUUAAUCAUUAUUAAAAAGAUGAAAAAAAAAAAAA